AUGAUGUCAAGUUCAGGUCAAACAGAGCUGGGACAAGCAACAUCGACAAAGGAUAUGGAAAAGGUGAAAAAGUUGUACAAGGACAAGAAGAAGUUUGCCAAGAUGUUGACGACAUUUGAUCAACACGGACAGACACCAAUGACCAACGCGUUAAAGAACAAUCAAGAAGAGAUGUCUCCUCUUCACUAUGCCGUUCAUCUUGGACGUGAUGAUCUUGUAAAUACUCUUCUCAAGGCCGGUGCCGACCUCGAUAUUGUCGGGCGUGACAAAAAGACGCCCUAUGAAUUGGCGUGCGAGUCGCACAAGGAAAUCGCAAACCGUAUGCUCCGUUACAAGGAGUUGUACGAGUGGCUCAAAGAGCAGGGUCUCCAAGACUACAAGGAAUAUUUUGUAAAGGAACAAAUCUUUAAGGACCUCCUAGGUGAUAUCAAUGAAAAGAUCUUGGAAAAAAUGGGUAUCACGACUGCUGGUCAGAAAAUUAGAAUCUUAAAAGCUUGUGCUCCAUUUAAAAGUGAGGUACCAAUAGCAAUUCAACCAUCACCAACUAUUAGUAGAAAAGAUGUUUUGGAUGAAGAUGAUUUACCAUCUCCACAUACACCAGAUAUUGUUGGAUUGAGAGAUUCAUUGAUUGCCAUGAAACAUAUUGGAGAAAUUAAUAUUAUCAAUGACAACGAACUUGAAUACACUGAAAAGUUGGGUGCUGGAAGUUCAGGAAAGGUUUACAGAGGAUUGUAUAAAGGAAAAGAAGUUGCAAUCAAAAUAUUAAAAUCAAUGUCUGAAGCUAAAGAAGUUGAUGAAUUUAAAAAGGAAUUCCAAAUUAUGAGUGCAAUUAGAUCAAAAUAUGUUGUAAACUUUUAUGGAGCUGUAUUGACACCAAGAUUAUGUAUGGUUAUGGAAAAUUGUGGUCGAGGUAGUUUGUAUCAUGUAAUGAAUAACGAGAAAUAUGAUAUUGGAUGGGAUAGUACAUUUAGAUUUGCUAUCGAGACUGCAAGAGGUAUCGAGUGUCUACACAAAUGGAAUCCUCAAAUCGUACACAGGGAUUUGAAAUCACUCAAUCUUUUGGUCAACGAUAAAUGGGAGGUAAAGGUUUGCGAUUUUGGUCUCAGUCGUUUCAACACUGGUAGUAAUAUGGAAACUUUAACAAAAAUGCGUGGAACUUUUGCUUAUUGUGCUCCAGAAGUAUACUUUGGUGAACAAUUUUCAGUCAAAUCAGAUGUUUAUUCAAUUGGAAUGAUUCUUUGGGAAUUGGUAACAAGAUGUAUAAACUGUCGUUAUGAACGUCCAUUCUCUGAAUUCAAGAACCUUCAACACGAUUUCCAAAUCAUCAUUCAAACCGCCAAGAGAGGUCUCCGUCCAACCAUCCCACCUGCCUGUCCAGCCAACUUUGCAGCACUCAUUAAUAAUUGCUGGGAUGCCAAGUUUGAAAAUCGUCCCACCUGUACCGACAUUGUCUCGGCUCUCCAAACAUUGGAAACUGAAUACAAAUCAAAUAAGGAUCUCUGGGAAAAGGCUAUAAAACCAUUGCCCAUAAAACCAAAUGGUGAUGAUGACGAUUAA
Messenger RNA from Cavenderia fasciculata, 1557 nucleotides. It is a transcript of the gene spkA-2, whose product is annotated as ankyrin repeat-containing protein. The record is from RefSeq and is a predicted model, not a curated record. NCBI's taxonomy places the organism in Eukaryota, Evosea, Eumycetozoa, Acytosteliales, Cavenderiaceae. Bases 1 to 1557 code for a protein of 518 amino acids. The transcript is spliced from 6 exons. Gene Ontology annotation, biological process: protein phosphorylation. Gene Ontology annotation, molecular function: ATP binding; protein binding; protein kinase activity.